AUGACGAAGCCAUAUGACGAUCUUCAAAAGGACGUCAAGCCAACGGUUUUCGAAGCACCCCCUUCUGAGUCAACCUCUAGGGAAUAUCCAAUUAUCAUUAGAGUCACUGAUGGAUGUAAGGAUAAGUCGAAGAGAAUGAAGCUCAGUACUUUAGUGGAGCCUGCUAACGUCGAACAAUUCUGGACUAAAUAUACAAACAUGCUAAAAACUGGGUUCCCUGGACUCAAGAAGAAGUCGAAGAAGAAGAAGAAAUCGAAGAAAUCGAAGAAAUCGAAGAAACCAAAGAAAGCCGCCGACAACUAG
Molecule: messenger RNA, 303 nt
Organism: Brettanomyces nanus
Lineage: Eukaryota; Fungi; Ascomycota; Pichiomycetes; Pichiales; Pichiaceae
Exons: 2
Coding region: 1-303 (100 amino acids)
Biological process (GO): SRP-dependent cotranslational protein targeting to membrane
Cellular component (GO): signal recognition particle, endoplasmic reticulum targeting
Molecular function (GO): 7S RNA binding; endoplasmic reticulum signal sequence receptor activity
Source: RefSeq, a predicted model, not a curated record